Molecule: messenger RNA, 3418 nt
Organism: Blastomyces gilchristii SLH14081
Lineage: Eukaryota; Fungi; Ascomycota; Eurotiomycetes; Onygenales; Ajellomycetaceae
Exons: 2
Coding region: 892-2805 (637 amino acids)
Source: RefSeq, a predicted model, not a curated record
AAAGCUCUCCUGCCCAAUAGCAACCGCGCCCUUUGCGCCGCGCUCCUUUAGCGUUUCUGCUAAAGCCACUACUUUUCCAGUCGGGCAGUGCCAAGAAAAGGACACCAACCACCAGCUUCGCAGCCCCUGGUCAGAGUCACUCUUUCGAACUUCGAAGCGCCGAACAGUUGAUGUACUUUCAGGGAUAGCCUCCAAUCAUCUUGACCUCACGUUCAGCAGCAGGUAUCUCGAGAUCUCUUCCUCGAGGUCUGACGAACGUGAUGCGGCCUUCGAAUACUGUUGAACAAUACUUAGUCUCACCGAUUCUUUGCUCUAGCUUGGUUCUUCCUGCAAAGCGCCAGGAACUUGAACCCGAAAAAGCAAUUUUAUGUUGGUGAUGGGAUUUAACAUCCAUCCAAUCCCGUCCCACUGGUCCCCAGGGCUGGUGUGCGGAUAGAUUCCACCUAUCCUUCCUUCAUGCUAGGCGUCAAACUAUUGCGCUCGGCGCAAUGGCAGGAGAACGCAAGGGUUUUUUCCUCUACAUCCUGCAUUGAGCUUUUCCUAUUGAUCAGCCGCUUUUUGUGGAGGACCUCUGCUAUGCAUUGAAAAAAAUGUCGUUUCCACUGAAGGCGGACUUUCCUCUCCAUUUUAAUAUUCUAUCUUCCCCUCCACUUUAAUCAUUUUUAUUCUUCCUCUUGUUAUGCUGGCCAGCCCAAGCUUGGAUCGUUAUCCUCGUUUCGCCCUCUGGCGUAUGGGCCUUCCCUUACUUAUCCUUGGGCUCUCACAACUCUCGCUCAAGUAAAGACGUCCCCAAAGCCCUGCGAAACUUACAGGCUGUGAGUUUCUUUCUACUGCCAACUCGUUGCACAUCGCUGUUGGCCUGGCCUUCGCUUUCAAUAAUUGAGGGCAAGAAUGGCGAGCCAAACCCAGUUUCAGCUCUUCCCUCAGGUGCAGCCGCAAAAUAGACCAAAUGGUAAUCCAUUCAGAAAAGGCCAUCGACGCCGCGCUACGAAGUCUCCAGUGGUCUCACCAAUCUUGGGAAACGAGAAAGAAUCUUCCCAAACCGAAGCCGUCAUUCUUCAAAUUAUCGAGGACACAAAUAAGACCACUCUAACACCUCCCCCGCCUGUUCAUAUUGUGAGGUCAAAUUCCCCCACCCUCCGUGCGAAACCAGGAGAAGAAGCGAGAGUUGCAGAAUCCCCAAACGGGUCCAAUAAUGGCAAAUCUCCACCUCCCGGGUCCGCUUCACCGGAGCCUAUUCGAUCUGGAUCUCCUGUCCAAAUUGAGGUUACCAUGCUUAACUCACCGUCCAAAUCACCUACUUCACCAGCAAUGCCAAUGAGGUCAAUAUUUCCUCGUUACGAUCCCAACCUGCCUUUGAAUCAGCAACGUUACUAUCCCCAACGUUCGGCGCCUAACGAUCUUCCACGGGAAGUUAUCUCAAGAUCUGACUACAGCCCCAGUGUGGCCUCUCAACAAUCUGCUUUUCCUCACACGAUGCGCGAGUCCACCCAACUAGCCACAGCUGUGAAGCUUUCGUCGUCCGAGCAACUCACACGUCUAUGGGAGGCUGCAAAUGGAGAAGGGCCGCAGCCUGAACUUGGAACAUUUUACUUGCGCCUUUCCAAAGUGGACCAUCUCACAUACACAUUUGGAAACCAAUCUGCGACGCUAUAUACACUCAAAACUAACACAAUGGGUGACGUGGACAUUCAAAGAUCUCACCCAACCAGAGAGCAUACCAAGUCUCCCAUUGUUAUGCUCAACAGCACGGAAAUUAACAGGCCUAAUGGUGCUGGUUUUAUUACGGUUGUUUUUCCUAUGUUGGCGGGGAUCUUGGCCAGAGAUCAGGCCUUGAGCUUAUCAAGGCAACACCAACUAGCUCCAACCGACGCAAUGGAAGUGGAGGACGAUGCUGUUAGGCGGGCAGAAGCACAGGAGACUUGUAUACUGGAGUGGAAUGGGGUCCAUGGUCGGUACGACGUUCAGCAUCAGGCUUUGUUUAAUCAUCCAAGUGACGACCAGCAAAAUGAGGUCCAACGCCAAGGAUACCCUAUCAUAAAUAAACGGGGCCAAAUAUUACACCUCACGGUUUCCGCCUCCACAACAGAUAGCGCAGAGCUAGGCCAUCCUCCAUCAAUCCUUGUCACAAUCCCAGGCCGAGACUCGACUAAGGACACUCCAUUGGUAGCUCUAGACUUGGAGACAAUGAAUCUAUCAAUUGCAGCGGGUACAAUAUCUUCCACAAUCCCAGCCUUAUAUUGCAUAGACUCCUUAGUUGCCUCAAUCCUCAUCAUGGCAGCGACGGAUCAAUAUAUUAGAAACAUCCUGGGUGGUAUGAGCUUUGAAGCAGCUGUGAGCAAAGGAGAAUUCCCUGACCCAUAUGAUGUGGCACCCCCGGGGGCACCUUCGGCAACUUCCUCACAACCACGUUUCAACGGCAAGCUAAUCGCGACGCAAGCGGAGCGUGAUGAGGCGGAGCAAGAAGCUAAACUGAUGUCACAAAUUCAUUCCUCCCCCAAACGCAAGACGAGUUUUGCGUUUUGGAGAAGGUCGUCGUUUUACUCAUCCGAGAAGAAGACAAGAGUGAAAAAAAGUAAGAAUAAAAAUAUCCCGGUUGUGGUUGAGGAGAUCGACCUUGAAAACUACGGACGGUAUAGCAGCGGAUCUCACGAAGGAGAGGAAUUACCCGGUAUCGCGAGAUCCGUGCUGAAGCUGAUACUCUGGGGAUUAAAAGCUAUGGUCUGGGGCCUUACUGUCGCAGUGAAGUUUAUUGCAUGGUUCCUGGUUAGGUUGACACGGUGCUUUACUAGCGAGAAAUUUUAGCCCAGGGAAGAAAUUACGAGGCGUUUUUCAGAUAGGAGUUCCGGAGCAUGAUUCAGGAGUGUAUCAAACACCCGAUAAAACCUGUAAUCACAAAUGGGACUGGGAUAUGAUAAUAUUAUUUCUACUGGCGACAAUUUGUAGGGUAGCUGGGCUUCAUUCAUGAGCUUUACUUAUGUUUCUAUCAAACGAGCCUGGGAAGCUGGAGGGCGCUUUGUUCUAUUUUGCUACCUAUUUUUUAUAUAUAUAUAUUUCCCCCUUUAUUUAUGCACAUUUUUGCCUUUCACUUCUACAAUAUUUUGCAUUCCAUUGGUCGUACAUACGCACCCCCUUACGCCGUCCCACCUCCCCUACAGCUUCACUUUUCUUUUCUCAUACUGUUUUCACACAAAUGCUGGAGGGACAGGGCCGCAGCACAAGCACUUAAUGCGCAGCUAGAGAACAUGAUUGAUACACGCACACGUAGAAACUAGCCAAAGCCCACUUAAAUGACUUGAUGAGUGAAAUAUGAGUGAGUGCCAAAUCACUCAGUUGACUUCCAGGUGCAGAUUACACCUUCAUGAAAAAAAAGGCAUAACCUCAGCGAUAGCUGAAGAAUUCAUAUACUUAAGAUCAG